AUGAUGGGCGGCGAAGUCGGACCAUCAUUGUUGUUUGUAAAGAUCAAUGCAGUUAGGAAUACAAAGGUGUUGAAUGGUACGGAUGGCGCAGUUCUAUGUGUAGCCAACAUCGAAGGCGUCGACUACCAUCCAAUCGAUGUGGUGCUUCGACGACCAAAGUCCGAGCACGGCCUUCAGAAGAACACCCUAGUCUUCCAAGUGCCACACGUCUCUGCCAACAUUGAUCUGUCAUUCAAGAAGAAGUCACAUAGAGACGAGUCAUCAUCAUCCUCAUCCUCAUCCUCCUCCUCAUCCAGCCACAACACUCCUACUCCCACUUCCUCCCCCAUAAUAGCCAAGGUCAACGUUCAACUUCAAUACUCAACACUACCAUUCCUCCCCCGCAACCCAUCAUACAGCUCACUGGCGUCGAAUGCAUCGCCAACGUCGUCGCCGAGACACUCCCCACAGGUGGGCACGAUGCCCAUGUAUGUGGGCUCGUCAUCGCCCCUGCCCAUCCAGCUGGGCGCCUCUACGGGCUCCAUCCACACAACACCUCUUCACCAAUCGGCGCCACACAUCGCCAUUCCCUCCUCUUCAUCGUCGCUGUCACAUGCCGGCUCCAGUGCGCCACCCUCGCCGAGCGAGCGCGCGCUUUCCGGCUCACCCAACUUCUUCUUCAAUGGCGGACACGGCGGCCCUGGCACACCAGGCUACCACUCGAUAUCCUCGCCAUCGCUCCACAGCUCCAUGGAGGCAGAGGAGGCGCUGCGCAUUGAGUCCAGUCUCCGAUGGUAUCGUCUCAGCUUCAGCAGCGACGCGACCACAUCAGGCCCAUCAUCUUCGACAUCGAGCGACAAUCUGUCGCCCUCCUCAGACAGCAACGACGAGCUGUCAUUCACAUCGGACGAACCCGAGGUGCAGCUGCAGAUCUCCUACGAGCUCAAUAGCAGCUUGCCCAUGCUGGUGCGUCUAAAGUCUCUGCACCGCGACCUGCUCGACAUGCUCGUCACAUCCAAGCUUCAACUGGUUCACGCCUGCUGCGACGCAAUCGACAUCUCCUCGGCGCAGAUGAUGGCUCGCUCACUCGUGGACAUAUUCCAUUCGCAUCACAAGCUUCUGCAUCUGCUCAAGACCUUCAUCAAGAAGGAGGUGAACGCGUGCCACGACCCAGGCACGCUGUUUCGCUCCAACAGUGUCGCCAUGAAGAUGGUCGUGGCCUAUGGUCACAAGACCGCGCAUCACUACCUGGCCAAGACGCUGACGCCCCUGGUCACUGAGCUGUGCGCCUCUACGCUGUCGUUCGAGGUCGACCCGACCAAGCUGCAGCCCGACGAGGACGUCGCGGCCAACAUUGAGAACCUCAAGAUGAUGUCGCAGAAGUUCUUUGACCGCAUCUACCAGUCGAUCGACCAGUGCCCCAAGUCCAUUAUCGAGAUCUGCUAUUACUUCAAGAAGAUCGUCAGCCGCAAGUUCCCCAACCACUGGCGCUCGGCCGUUGGUGGCUUCAUCUUCCUGCGUCUGUUUUGUCCAGCGUGUGUGUCGCCAGAGAACUCUGGCAUCAUCUCUCCGGGCCGUGUCGGUAUCACCGAGAGACGCGCACUAGUCCACGUUGCCAAGUGUCUGCAGAACCUGUCCAACCAGGUGACAUUCAACCAGGACUACAUGGAGCCGGUGAACGACUUCAUCGUGUCCAACUCACCCAUCUUGGACGACUUCUUUGUGCGACUGGCUUCACGUCCAAGCGAGGACCAAACAAUCGAUGGUAUGAUCGUCACGGAGGAUGCGCUGACCGAGGGCAUCACCUACAUCCAGCAGUUCCUCGACAAGAACCUUGAGCGUGUCAUGCAGAACCUAGAGUCACUGGGAUGUCCCGAUCUGGUAAAGCCUGAGCGUCUCCAAGAGGCGAUCGACGCGUCAAAGCGUGCAGGAACCAUGUCACACUCACUGUUGGCACAGCUCAAGAACCGCUCCAACUCAUCCUCACCAUCGGGCUCGCCGCCCAAGUCGUCAGAGGUCAAGAAGUCGCGAUCAAGCUCCGGCUCUGACGGCAAAGAGACAUCCAAGUGGACCACACUCUCCAAGAACCUCAAGAUCGCCAAGCAGACCGUCAUCACCCCGACCCUCAAUGUGAUCUCCAACUUCCCCUCGCAGAGGGAGGAAGAGGUGAUUAUGAAUGUUGCGUUCGAUUGGAGAGAGAACCCAAGACCAGCGAGCGUGGUCAUUCUCCAUCUGUUACGCAAGAUCGUGGCGAUAUGCAAGCAGAACAAGUUGAGCGAACAACAGAGUAUGCAGCUCAACCUACAGCCACUCAACUGGGCGUUGGUCCAGCAGACGCCAGAGUUUGCUUCGUUUGAGCGCGAUGUACAGGAAUUGCAGACAAUCACAUUCGAGUCCACUUCGAGUCCGUACAUGGCGUCGUUCUUCUUGAACGCAUUCAAUCUGAUGAUCAUCCACAUGCACUUCCUGCUCGGCCCACCCAUCAGUGAGAGUCGCAGGAGGGCAUUCUCCAUCCACAAGUAUAACAUUGGUGGAAACAUCUACUCGUUACACGAUAUCCUGAACGGAGUGUUGCGUGCCAAUCCCAAGAACUCAAUCACGCGCACCAGGCAGUUGCGUGGCGGUGACACCAAGCGACAGUUUGUCCUCCAACUAGACCCGCGCUAUCACUUUGCCCUGUGCAACGUCAAUGUUACCCUGCCCUGUCUGCGCAUCUUCUCGCCCGAGACCCUCAACGACGACCUCCGCAAGUGUGGCGAGGAGUUCUGCAGCUCAAAGAUAGAUAUAUGCACCAAGAAGAAAGAGAUAAGCUUGCCUCGAUUGUUCUCUCAGUACGCCACAGACUUUGGAAAGAACAGGACGGAGAUGUUGAAGUACGUGUUCCAAUUCCUGACAUCGACCAAGAGGAAUGAGCUACAUGAUAUGUUGGAGAAGCCUUCAUUCUUGUGUCUAUAUCGUGGCGAGAGCUGGGCACCCAUCACUCACAAGACAAAGUUCGUCGACUUUGAGGACGACCUACAAAGCGAGAAGGAGGCCAAGGAGAAGAAGAUGACUGAGAAGGUGUCGCGAAGGAAGUCGAGAUCACUCACACAUGGCAAUCGUCUGGCGCAGACCAACAAGAAGGACUCCAGUGCCAUCACCCUGAUCAACACGCUCAAGACUGGCGCUCAGCAGUCGACCAAACAGAUUCUCGCCAUAUUGAACCAGGUGGUGAAGCGUGUGUCUGAGACACUGGACAUCCAGUUUGUCUCGAGCGUUGUGGAUAUACUCAAUCAGACGACCAAGCAGCUCUCGUUCAACGAGUGGCAAAAGGCCUCGAGCUAUCUCACAACGAGCCCCGGUGGCCCGUCCGAGAAGGUCGCGCCCAUCAAGCCACAAACACAGAUCUUCAGCAACCUCCAGCUGCACUGCCUGAGCCCCAACGCCAUCAGCUCGUUCACCCCCGUGCUGCAGGAUCUGUACGCAUUGACGCUGUCGAUCGAGAAGGAGAUGAACAAGUUUAUCGACUUUAUGGACAUCGCGUCCUUUGCCCAACUCAACGACAUUAGCGAGUUGUUGUCGGACGUUGCCGAGCAGAUCACCAAUCGCAUUGUCAACAUGGCCGACGAGUCACUGGCCGAGUCCACAGCCAACAUCAAGGAGACACUGCAAAUGACCAUCAGAUACUUCACCGCCACCAUGUCCGUCACGACAUCAACAAUGAUCUCGGCACCUGGAACAGUGUCGCAGGUGGAGGAGCAGUUAUUGCCACUCAUUAUCAAGGAGUUGUUGGUGAGCGGUACCAACAAUAACAACAGUGUUGAUAUCAACAACAGCAACAACAUCAAUGGCAACAACAAGGCGAUGCUUUUGAAACGCGAUGCAGCAUUGGUCAACUCCAAACUGGCAGAGCUUCCAGAUCAGAUCGCUCGAUGCAACACAAAGGAACAACUGGCACCCAUCCUUAUCAAGAUUGAGAGAGUUGGUCGUUUGAUCUUCAUGAUCGAGGAGCAAUCAUUUGGUCGACACUCUCCAAAGUUAUCGCCUCGAGGCUAA
Messenger RNA from Acytostelium subglobosum LB1, 4014 nucleotides. RefSeq lists its product as hypothetical. The record is from RefSeq and is a predicted model, not a curated record. The transcript is spliced from 3 exons. Gene Ontology annotation, biological process: regulation of GTPase activity. Bases 1 to 4014 code for a protein of 1337 amino acids. NCBI's taxonomy places the organism in Eukaryota, Evosea, Eumycetozoa, Acytosteliales, Acytosteliaceae.